Molecule: messenger RNA, 1597 nt
Organism: Myripristis murdjan (pinecone soldierfish)
Lineage: Eukaryota; Metazoa; Chordata; Actinopteri; Holocentriformes; Holocentridae
Product: ankyrin repeat domain-containing protein 31-like
Exons: 11
Coding region: 239-1597 (452 amino acids)
Cellular component (GO): nucleoplasm
Molecular function (GO): protein binding
Source: RefSeq, a predicted model, not a curated record
UAAAUCGCAGGGAUUGCUACCAAGCAACACAACAGGGGUGCAUGAGAAUACCAAGAAAGGGACAGUGACCAGUGAGGCUAGUUCCACAAGCACAUUGGGAAAAGUGAAAGCUGAUGUAGAGGAGACUGGAUCAGCAGUGACACUGAGAUACAGCAGUCAGACACAGUACAGGAAGGAAACCUGUAUCACCAGCAACAGAGCAGAUACACUGAAAGGAAGCUGCAAGCACACAGGACCCAUGAGCAUUCAAGAUGAUAUGAAGCCCAGCUGCAGUCAUACUUGGAAAAUGACUCUACCCCAAGCACAGAAGAAUUCUAACAAAGUUGCUUGUAACAGGAUAACACACACAGAGAAACAUCAGAAACAACCUGCUAAGUCCAGCAAACUAGGAGGCAAAGAAAUUAGAAAGCCCCUUACAGUGGUGGCCUACAAUGGCAAGACUCUAUCACUGAGUCAAGUCCAUCGAAGGAAUCGUUUUGGAGAGAAUAUGCUCCAUAGGACUGUGAUAGCGGGAGAUACUCAGAUGGUCCGGGACAUCCUCAAACUGAAACCUAAUGUCAAGAUGGCUGACAAUGCAGGAUUGACUGCUCUCCAUGAAGCUGUAAUUCAUGGUUUCUAUGAAGUCAUUGUGGAUCUGAUUAAGUCUGGAGCUCAGGUCAAUGCCACAGCAAACAAUGGAGACACACCUCUACAUGAUGCUAUCGCAAAUGGUCAUAUGAAGAUUGCUGAAGUACUCUUGAAACAUGGUGCAAAUCCACUGCUGGGGAACAAAAAUGGAGAAACACCUUAUAACAUCAACAAAGAGCCCUCUCUACAACGACUAAUGUUGAAAAAUAUUACUGAAAGCAACAGGAUGGCAGUAUCAGGCAACAAAGGGGAAGAACUAUCAGCACCAAGACCACAGCGUUUCUCCAACGCUGAAAUGUUACAAAGCAGUCAAUCCCAGAGCCUGGUUUGCAUUGCCAAGAGGACCAGGGCUGCACAGUCAAGCUACCAAGCAAACUACCAAAGCUACCAAAGCAAUGCCCUGGAAGACAACAGUCAAAACCAGCCAGGGAUGAAAGAAUCAAUCAAUAGUAGAGAGACUUAUAAAGGCAGGAUUUUAUCUGUGACCAAUGUCUUUAGAAAAAAUUGCUUCGGACAGACUUUGCUCCACAUGGCUGCUAAAGAAGGAAACACUCACAUGGUCCGCCAAAUUUUGAAAGUUGGGGCUGAGGUCAACAUUGCUGACAAUGCAGGAUGGACGCCUCUCCAUGAAGCUGUAGUCCAUGGUUUCUGCGAAGUCAGUGUGGAUCUGAUAAAGACUGGAGCACUGGUCAAUGCCACAGCACAUAAUGGUGUCACACCUCUACAUGAUGCCAUCAGACAUGGCCAUAUGAUGAUUGCUGAGGUACUCCUGAAGCAUGGUGCAGACCCCCUCUUAAAGGAUGUAGAUGGAAAAACAGCCUUCAGUAUUACCACAGAACCAUUUUUACAAAAACUAAUGGAGGAAAAUAUUCCUAUAAACAAAAGAGAGGAACUACUAGGUCUCAACAUUUCCCAGUGUUUUAAUGCUUGUAUUGGCCUUUUGACCUUAGAGACAACAUGUUUACAAUAA